GGCCAGAUGCCCAGGCCGUUCUAUCUGCCACUUCCGGCAGCGCCUCGCUGCUCCGGGAGCGGCUCCUGCGGCGUAUGCAGUCUCCAUGGGGACUGAAGAUGGCGCCGCGAGGUAAACGGUUGUCCUCCACCCCCCUGGAGAUCCUGUUCUUUCUGAACGGCUGGUAUUAUGCUACCUAUUUCCUGUUGGAACUCUUCAUAUUCCUCUAUAAAGGUCUCCUGCUGCCCUAUCCAACAGCCAAUCUGGUGCUGGACGUGGUGAUGCUCCUCCUUUAUCUUGGAAUUGAAGUGAUUCGUCUUUUUUUUGGUACAAAGGGAAACCUCUGCCAGCGAAAGAUGCCACUUGGUAUUAGUGUGGCCUUGAGCUUCCCAUCUGCCAUGAUGGCCUCCUAUUACCUGCUGCUGCAGACCUACGUGCUCCGCCUGGAAGCCAUCAUGAACGGCAUCUUGCUCUUCUUCUGUGGCUCAGAGCUGCUGCUUGAGGUGCUCACCCUGGCUGCUUUGUCCAGUAUGGACAGGAUUUGAAGUACACAAAUUUCAACCAGCAGCCCAUCAGGCUAAAACCACAACUUCUGGUGCUUUAGCCACACCAUGAGAAGUGGUGGGUCCGAGUGUCCUGGGAGGACUGUGCGGCUUUUCCUCAGCACAGAUUAUUUGGGCAGCAUCUUCUAAACCAGGACCAUCGCCCCAGAGACUUCUACACUGCAGUUUAGGGGCUGCCAGGCUGUCCCCAUCCUGGCCCUUCUCAGAGCAACUCCCUGCUGACCUCAACUUCUCUUUGAUCAUCAUGGCCAGAGCACCUUGUGUGGAUCACUGGAGGUUCCUUGAGCUUGCAGCAGACCUGAGCCGCAUGCUCGCUGGAUGUACUGUGCCACACCCACCCCUGCUGGGCCCCGGAAUGAUGCAGAGCCCCGUUCUGCCAUGAGACUGAACUCCCCAAUUUUUCUAGUAGUUCAGUUAUUUUUCUACGCUCAUCAUGAAACACUAUUUUAUAAUAAAUAUGUAUUUUCCUUGGUGGGGUUGAGCCUU
Lepus europaeus (European hare) is the source of this 1028-nucleotide messenger RNA. RefSeq names its product transmembrane protein 216 (gene TMEM216). Bases 75 to 524 code for a protein of 149 amino acids. NCBI's taxonomy places the organism in Eukaryota, Metazoa, Chordata, Mammalia, Lagomorpha, Leporidae. The transcript has 5 exons. Gene Ontology annotation, biological process: non-motile cilium assembly. The record is from RefSeq and is a predicted model, not a curated record. Gene Ontology annotation, cellular component: ciliary transition zone.